Ostreococcus lucimarinus CCE9901 is the source of this 243-nucleotide messenger RNA. RefSeq lists its product with no specific name. The annotation marks the transcript as partial. The transcript has a single exon. Lineage: Eukaryota; Viridiplantae; Chlorophyta; Mamiellophyceae; Mamiellales; Bathycoccaceae. The record is from RefSeq and is a predicted model, not a curated record.
GCGGUGCUCACGCUUACGGGGUGCGAUUACUCGGGGAAGCAGCUGCGAGGGAAAAUUCUUUCCGGCGUCGUCAUGGACGGGACGAAUUUUGAAAACGCCGACGCCUCUGAGACGGAGAUGAGCCGGACGUCGGCGCGAAAUUCGAAUCUGCGCGGGGUGAACUUUGCGAGCGCGAACGCGUACGAGGCGCGAUUCGAUGGGUCGGAUUUGAGAGGGGCGAAUUUCGCGAACGCGCUGCUGUCG